Molecule: messenger RNA, 846 nt
Organism: Helianthus annuus (common sunflower)
Lineage: Eukaryota; Viridiplantae; Streptophyta; Magnoliopsida; Asterales; Asteraceae
Product: BCL-6 corepressor-like protein 1
Exons: 1
Coding region: 1-846 (281 amino acids)
Source: RefSeq, a predicted model, not a curated record
AUGUCUUCAUCGAAUGGGGUCUCUGACCCAGUGCCGGUGGAUUCUGACGACCCGAUGCACUCAGACCCGGAGGUGUACACAUCGGACACGGACAGUACGGACGAUGACGGAUUUCAGCCCUUCGCGCUACCAGAUUUUGGUGACGACAUACAGCUAGCUGAUGGCAUUCCAGCCGGGGAUCCACCUCUUGCGGAGAUCCCUGCUCUUAUUCCAUUCGCUGCACUUCCCGUCGAGGAUUUGCCACUUGAUGUAGUGUCAGAUGAUGACGUCGAUCUUUUCGAGGGUCCCCCUGAGGACGCCCAUGAGGGCGGGGCCCCGAUUGCGGAUGAUGUCGCUCUUCCGUUGGUUGAGAGUCCUGAUAUGGAGGCUCAUUCUUAUUCGUCAGUCCCAGAUUCUUUUGAGUCGGUAGCUUCCUCUAUUCCACCGUUGGGAUUUGGUUUCUUCCCUCGUAUUGUCGAUGAUGAGGAUAUAGAUAUGGAGGACGAGUUAGUCCUCGAGGAGCAGCCUGCUGAGGCUCCUUUUCUCCCGGAUGAUCAGAUUCUUGAUAUGCCUGCUGAUCAUCAGCCUGCUCUUGUUGAUCCAGAGCCCGAUAUAGUUCCAGAGCCCGUUCCUGCUCUUGACCCUGUUCAUGCAGAUGCUCCCGUUUUUAUACCACCAGUUAUUGAUGCUCCUGCCAUACCACCACCAGUCAUGGAGAUUCCAGUUAUGGCACCCCUGCCUGACCCCGUCUUUGUUGAGUUACCAGUCAUUGCACCACUAUUUCCCGAUUCAACCCCUGUGCAUGCCGAUCAUGCACCUUUUGCUACUCACAUAGACCCUCGUUUUGCGGACACCCUUAAUGGGUGA